This is a messenger RNA of Xyrichtys novacula (pearly razorfish), 21506 nucleotides long. NCBI's taxonomy places the organism in Eukaryota, Metazoa, Chordata, Actinopteri, Labriformes, Labridae. The record is from the annotation of a GenBank genome assembly.
ACCAGAAGAGGACUGAUAGAAGAUCUCAGUCGAACUUUUUGCGUGCGUUGAACGAUUUUUUAAUUGAAAAUCAUGGAGCUCUGUGUGCGAAACGAGACGUUUGCAUCCCCGGCGUGCGUCGCGGCACAAACGGAUGCGCAGCAGUCUGGAGCCGGUAACGGGAGUUUGGAGACCUCCAACAUCACCUGCUGCAACGUCUCCUCAAUCCUCAUACCUCCGCACGUACGGCAGAGAGGUGAGCGGAAAGAGAUAACUGAACUUUUGUCACCUGGAGUUUUUCUUUUAAAGCUGAAUUGUUACCAUGGUUUGUGAUAAUUGUCUGUGUGCCUGAAUUUUCUUUUAAAGGGAGUUUGCAAGUUAAUGUGGUUAGUCUGUCAUCCCCAGCUUGUGAUGUCAAGAAGGCAACACUUAACGGUGCUACAGAAAAAAAGAAAAAGGGAAUAUAUUUUACAUUUCUUUUACAAUGGCCUCAGCUUUUAUUUUCAAAUGUUUGAAAAGUAAAUCAAGAUGAUCUGGGAUUUGGCUUUGCUGCCCACACACACACACACACACAAGUGAUUCAUAACUGUAUAUGUUUUGUUAGAAAUUUAAAUUCAUCAGUAAAGGCAUUUGUAGGCUAUGAUGCUCCUUAAGCUGUCUGAAUUCUUUUUGCACCUUUACCAUCCCAGAAUUCAUCAGUACACCGGGGACAGGAUGUGAUUUUUCACACUUGAGGUGCAUUUUUGUCUCACUCAUUUAUAAAGGAACUUAAAGGAGAAACUGUGAAUGACGGAUCAGAGAGUCAAGAGUGAGUGCGUGUGUCAUAGUCAGGAAUCAAAUACCGGCAACACAGGGGAUUUAUUCAUAAAAAGGUCAGAUGACUUCUGUGCCACAUGUUCAUGCUGCUGCUUCCUGCUGUUUUUCAUACUUAACAUCCAUUUUUAUCCUCCUCUUCCUCUCCCUCCACAUUGGCAUAUCUGUGUGUCACAGAUGACGCAGUCUGUCAAAGCCUUAUGAGGCAAAUGGCUGAUUCUGUACUACUAUAAAAAUAUAACUGAUUUAACUCGUUCUUGCCAACGAAUAAGAACAUCAAAGUGCGUCAUCACUCUCCUCUCUUCUUGCUACUUUACCAAUCAACACGUGCUAUUUUCAACCACCUCCACUUCGCUGUUUGUCAGUGUUUCUGCUUGUGGAUGAGAUUUUUUCAAGAGUGGGCUUCAGACGCUCAAGAUUGAACAUCUUCAUGCUGUUGAAGGUAAAAGUUGGUCAUUAAAAGUGAGAUGUAUUUUGCUUUUAACCCUUGAUAAAAACCUGGAUUUUUUUCUUGGAUGGUCUCACUCACCUCUCAGGUAUAUUGACUGUUUUGCGCCCUCACAGAUUAUCACUCUCUGUAAUUUGGCUCCUAAAAUGUGUUCUUUCUCUCAAUUACACAACAACGCAGGCAGCUUGCAAAUUGGUAAAAGAGGGUGUGUGACCCUGUACAGCUGCUGUCAGCCUCAUUACUCACUCCAUCACUCAUGAGUUUGAUUACUUCUUCUCCACCACGCUUUCUUUUUCCUGUCUUCUUCUUUCCCUGUCAAUCACUGCAAUAUUAAUGUUUCGGGAUCAAGCUGAAGCGUGUCACCUGUCAGACUCAUGAGUUAUUGCAGCAUUUUUUUUCUCCAGAUUGGUGUCAAACCAGGUGCCGUAGACCACUUUACUGUUUAUUCUUGCCUCCACUUUGAAUCAGUUUUUUCUUUAUGAAUCAGUAAAAAAACAUUCAACUUCACUCUAAUCUACAGGUUUAGUUAUGAGCUGUGAGAAGUGACUGAAAAAAUAAAAUACAGGUGCCUGAAAUUACUUUCCUGAGAGGAGUGGCUUGGCUUAGCCACCUAGAGGGGAUCUAGAGCUUGAAGAGUCUAAAGAAAUCUUAAGGUGGUCCGGGAAACUGCUAAGGGUGCCUCCUGAGUGCCUAUCUUAAGAGAUUUUCCAGACAAGUUCAACAGGGAGGACAGACCCGGAAAGUGGUGGAGGAGUUACAGUAUGUAUCCUGUCGAGCAUUGGGAUGCCUCUUAAUCUCCGAGGAUGAGCUGGAAAGUGUUGAUUAGGGAAUGGAUGUUAAUAGAUGGAUGCCAUUUGUGGUCAAGUGGAAACUAAUGUCUAUUAACCUAAUCAAGCCAAAAUGACCUCAUGUUGAAGUCUGACCAACAGAUGUCUCUCAUGUUUAAGUCCUGUUGAACUGUUGGUUCUGGGCACAAAUAUGACCUGGUUAGUUCUGGGGAUAUAGCAACAAAAUGUGGUUUAAAAAAGAGAUUAGUUUAGGUUUAAAAUACCAUUUUAUCAUUAACAUUAAUUAUUAAUUAUAUUGUUAAGCAAAAGAAGUGAGCCUGUUGUCAGAAAAAUUAAAAUAAGCAGGUAUCUACUGCUGUCACAUGUGCUGCUUUGCUUACCUGUCUAUCAUUUCUGACUCUCUCUCUGAAGUGACAGCCUCCCAAGCAACCAAACCAAUCUCCAGUCUUGAAAAAUGAAUCUCAUGUGUAAAAAAACCUCUAGUUUUCAAUUAAAGCUGAUCCCAUCAAGGAAACCCCAUUAAGGGUUCAUAUUAACUUGCCCCUGUUUACAUCAAAAUUAAACAUGUUUAUUGCCCAAGGCUUCAGUUUUGUUGGCUCUUUUUCUCAGCUGUGCAGAAAUUCACAUUUGUAUUAAACAUCAUUUUUGAUUAGAUUGAGACGAAGGCAUGUGCGUAAGUCGAUAGUGGUGGCUGAUUCGACUGACAGGUGGCCGUGUUGUAGCUGUUUUGCUGGUGGUGGACUAUCGCCUUGACUCCAUCUCUUUGCUUGUUAGACCAAAAUAGUUGGAACAUUUCCAAUGUGACAGUGACCAUCUUUGGUCUUCCCAAUGCCAGACAUCACCAAAACUACUCCAUGUUUCCUUCAAUCUAGGUUUGCACCAUAAAACAUGUUCUAAUGAUAACUUUUACUAAAGAUGUUCUGAACUGACUGAUUUACAAGUUAUUUCAAUGCAAGUUCAAAUUCUUAAUAACCCAUCAGUCUGAAGGUAAAAAAACAAUCAUAACAGUUAAAAUUGAGUACAAAUGAAUCAACACAGUUAAACACAGGAUAAUAGAGUCUAACGAUGCCAAGUGAUAAGUGCGGCAAACAAGAACAGAACUAGCACCACCAGUCAAAUUGCAAUGCUGCACAUGAUGCCAUCUUACAUCUGUGCUUGUUACAUCAGGGUGGUAGAUCAUUAAAGCAGUGGGCAAUAAACUGGAGCUACAGCCUCAGAUAGUAGUGGGCAACUGAACAACAGACUUAACAUAUGACCGACAUGAUGUAACCCUGCAGAGCAGAUGGAUUGGCCAGAUUCCAUGUCUGUCAUUGGGCAAAUCCAUUUUGUAAAGCCUCCAGUUGAUACGAUUGUUCCCGGUCAGAGAGUGACAGAACCAACGGGAAUCAUUUGAGGAGAAAGAGGCAGAGACUAUGGGUAUGUUGAGUAUUAGUGGUAAGAAGCAGCUGAAAGCCUGUAAUAAAACAGUGGCCCGUGAAGAGUGUAGAGUAAAUACAGCUGAAGUUCUGAUAUUAUCAGAAUUUUGGAAAUAUUUUCUCAACAGUACAGUUAUAACUUUGUGGGGAUUGUUGUUUUUGGAGUCACGCCUCAUACAAAUAAUCAGCAAAGCAACCAUAAAGUCAUAUAAUUUAAUGAACUUAGACCACCACCCAGUAGAGGGUGGGGUUUGAGAUUAAGUAAAAAAGAGAAAUAAAAAAUAACCUUUGAUAUAAAAUAUAAGUGGUAUGAGGUCUUAGAAUAUUUGUCUAUAGCUGCGUUUACAUGGGCACAAAUAAUCUGAAUAAAGGCCCGAUCGGAAUAAAAAUGCAUCAUGUAAACAUUUCGAUCAAAAGAUUCCGAUUAAAUUUGGCUCAAUUGGAAAGAAAUUGUAUUCUGAAGAAGAGGGGUGGUUCAUGCCGGUUACUAUUCUGAAACAUGUCCACGUAAACACUUUUUUCUGGACGUGACUUUCUGCUGGAGCAAAACUAACCUGACUGAGCAUGUCCAUUCUAACUGGAGGGAAAAAUCCUGAAUUGGGUGAAGUGAGCCACUACCGCGUUUGUUGGUUUGUUGACAGCACUGGUGUAAAUGCAACUCUUCUUCUGCAAAGGUUUUGGCGUUUCUAAUCUGAAUAAGGCUUGGUGCACGUAUACACACGUCAUGAUCUGAUUAUUUGAUUUUGCGCACAUACAAACAGUGGAUUCAGAUUGUCUGAACCCUUGAAUUUUUAAUAGGAUGAAAAAAAAUUUUGCACAUGUGAACAUGGCUUAUGUCUCUAUAGAAGCUUUUGUUAUAUGAUUGGAUGACAAAGAGCAGGCUUCCUGAUUGUUAGGUGUCAAAAAAUGUUCUACCCUGAAAUCUUUUGGGAAUAUGUCCCGUUUAUAUAACAAUGGCACACUUGUUGACUGGAUUUUUUUGCAGGAGAGUAUAAAAGUAAAUAAAUGAAUCCCUAAACAUAUCACUGCUUUGUAAAACUGGAACUGUUCCACAUCUGAUGUGGCCGCUAAACAUGAGCAACAUGACUCAAAGCAUGGGAUAAAAAAACUCCCCCGACAUAGCUGGAGAGGAACAUCCCUCAACCACAACUAUCUUUCUAAAUGGUUUCACACUGAUGCAGUGAGGUGUUGUGAUAUGGAACAGAAACUUGCAGACUUCAUAGCACUUGGUUUGACACCCUUGCAUAGACCUGAAAGAAACUGUUGAGAAAUUCUCGUCACAUCUUGUUUUCUGCAGAAGACGCAGGUGAAUGACUAUUUAUGGAGUCAAUAAUAAUGUUAGCGGACGCUGGCUGGUUUCGCUCGAACUCAUCAUUCAACAUCAGGAGGUCAUUAGUUUGAAAAUGUUGACGACGGCGACAGAAGUGAGGUUCAUCAGUCACCACCAGAGCAAAAAGAAAAAGAGAGAUUGAAAUCAAGAGACUGAGAGUACAUCUACUCUUCACAGAGGGCAUUUGAAGAAGAAAAGAAUUAAAAGCUCUCCCAUGACUUUCCCUGCACUCCACCUCUCCUGUUGGUGUGUGUCUCCAUUACUCACACCCUCUCGUCUUACUGCCUGUUGAGGGCGUACAGUAUUCAAUACAUGCCUGCUGCACGAUAUUUUAUUUUGUAGCCCAACCUCGAUGACCCGGGGGCUCGGCUUCUCCUGUGUUAUGGUGGUUUCCUCAAUCAACCGUUGAGGGCUGCAGUUGGCUUAGCGUCAAGGUUUAGAUGACAUUUACCAUGCUGGAUGAGCCGCUAUAGCUGUGACAUUUACCCACAAACCAGUUUUACAGGAGCAGAAUCAGCUCCUCCCUGAUAGAUGAAAGAACACCAAAGUAACGCUCAUCGCAUAUGGAUCAGACAGAAAUGGGCUUGUGGUCAGUUUAAUGUAUUCUCUGGUGAUUGAAAGGAAACCAAUGAAAACCUCAAAUAUUCAUGGACGAUUUAUGAUUCGCAUUAGUAAUUCAUAGACUUUUCCCCCGCAUGUUCUAAUAAUAGCCUUGACUUUAUUACAAAGUUUCUAUUAUUGUAAGCAGGUAAUCUGUUCACCAUUACAUCCAACCCUUCAAUUGCAGGUUAUGAAACAAUUAUAAAGCUCUUUAGCUGAUGUUCCACAAAGAUGGAAAGUUUUAACGGGUUCUGCACAAAAACUAUAUAUAGUCAAAAUGUGUAGCAUGUACACAUUUGAUACUGUCCAAGCAGACUUCCUGUACAUUUGUGAUGUAACCAGAACGGAGACAUUACAUGCAGGACAACUCUAUGUGCACAUCAUUUCACUGAAACUGCAUGAAGAAAGCAUCUGAAUUGACAGUCUUCUCUCCACGUUCUGCUCAUUUUUUCACACUGCUUUCAGUCGGUAAAUAUGAAGCAGACUGUGAACCAGAGCCAAGGGCAGCCACUGCUCUCACACUCAGAAAACUAUCCCUCCACACCUCCAGCGCUCCAGUGCUGCAGGCUCUCCUUCUGUCAUUUGGCUCUGUCACUGAAAAUAGCACUCCUAAUAAAUUGUGGAAACUGAGUGCACACCAAAUGAGUCUAAACGAGCGGGGUAGGCUCCUUUGACCAUCCCAUUUUACCUGUUGAGAAUUUUAGCUUAAGAGCUCGAUACAUACCUAUUUGGUAUUUUCUUCAAAAACUGAAAAACUCUCUGAUUCUUGAGAGGGCAGCAUGCAUCCUGCAGCUUGACUGCAGAUUUGUUCAGAGGUGUGGGCUGGCAGACAUAGCAGAGGAGAUGUGAGCAAAUUCAGGUGGUAAUAAGACAGAAAUUGAGGGGUAGAAAUAAGAUGGAGCUGUGUGGGUUGGCCCUGCACCAGAAGGCAGGCUAUUGAUAUAAAACUAAUCAUACUUUAAAGGCACGAUGAGUCAGAUUCCCUUAAAAACUAUAAUUCAGACUCAUAGAAAAAUAAUCCCUCUCAAUCAUCUCUCAUGACUCACUUGAUGUGCAUGACACUUUCUUCAUCUGCCCUUAUUUCCUAAUUUUGCUAAAAUUUUACCAGCAGUAUGUGCUGAGUCCACUUUGCAAAAUUGAAACAUUACUUUCUCCAUGUGACACCUCUGAGGACUGGUAUACAUUAAACAUCUGUAUAAAUAUGAUGCGAUGUCAACUAACACUAACCGGUGAAUGAGUUAUGACGCACAACCAAAGAUAACAAACUCUGUGCUUACACUGUACGGUCUGAUUGUCAAGACUGACUUAAGUACUUACAUGUUAAAUCUGAUCAGACCAUUUAUGAUUAUCACUAAAGAUCCUUUUGAAAACUCCCCAAGAUGGAUGUUAAAGUUAAAAGAUACAACUUCAAUAAUCAAGUUUGAUUUCUGACACAUCAAAAAAUAGAAAAUAAAAAAUUCUAAUCUUCAUAACUGUAGAUUCAUGGUAGAGCUGUUGUGUUGGAUUGCAUUAGAUUACAGGUGAUAAUAAAGCUAUUACUGAUUGGUGCACACCUUUCAGUUACCUACACCAUGUGGCAUGGUGUUUUCAGAAAUACAAAUAAAAUUUUGACCAACUGAGACCAAAAAGACCAAAGAUGUCAGGUAAUGUAAGAGGAUAGAGAGGUAAAGGUCAUUCCUCCCUUCUGCAAUAAGACUUUACAACGAACUGUAAUAGAACUGGACUCACACCACCACUUUUUUCUGGUACUUAAAUUGUGUAUAUUGUAUAUAGUUUUAUUUUAUUUUAUUUUAUUUUAUUUUAUUUUAUUCUCACCUUUUUCCUUUUUCUAAAUUUUUUCUUAAUUAUUACAUUUAUUUAAGUUCUUAAUAUUACGAUCUUUAUUUUUAUAACUGCAUUUUGCACUACCUUUGUCUGUGAUGCUGCUGUGGCAAAAAAAAAAAAAAAUCCCCCAUGGGGGAUCAAUAAAGGAAUGUUCUAUUCUAAUAUUCUAUUCUAAAAGCAUUAGAAUCUAAAAAAAAGCAAUUUAAUGUGAUAAAAGUAGUUGAGGCAGAAGAGAUUAAAGAGUUAAAAAUUAAAAAGAAGUUAUUGAAAAUUAAAAAUUUAUAAAAAUAAUGAAAGCCAAGAAGCAGUUAAAGCAAUAAGAGUGAAAUCUUAAACAACUAGGAGGGUCCUACCCAAGGCUAGUAGGCUAUGAGCUUGCUCAUGAGGAGUAAACUGUUUUAAUGUGCAGCUUGGAGCCAGAACCCCUAUGUGCCUGAAGAGUUGAUGGAAAAGACACCAAGGCUGCUCUUGAUUAGGAUGGUGUAGCUUUCUGAACCAAAUAAUAUCAUAUGUGAUUUUGACUUAUUUAGCUGAAGCAAGCUGCAUGCCAUCCAACAGCUGAUCUUGCUGAGAAAAUCUUUGAGAGUGGCUCGGCUCAGGAUUUAGAGGAAGACAUAUCUGUCAAUCAUCUGCAUAGCAAAGAAAAGAGACUUUAUGGAUCAUUUGGCCCAUUGGCAGUAUACAAGAGUGUAAAGGAUAAAAGCUCGGGUCGGAAACUUUGGAUAGAUCAAUAAGAGCGAGCUAGGUUAUGAAAGUUUUCAAAUUGGAAAAAAAAUCCAAACCAGCUCAUCCAAACACACAUGAGCCCAGCAACACUAACAGUGUGGAUGAACUACUGAAGACUAUGAAUGGGGAUCAAGACCCAGUUCCAUUAAAAACCUGAUACUGCAUGUUUUAAAACCCGAAAAUCAACAAUUAUGGAGAAGAUUCAUUCUGCUAUCAAGUCUUGUAAGUCUCAGAAGCAAACACAACCUUCUGUGCUGAUGUGGCCAAGCACAUUCAAGGUCAGGUCAGUAAAAUAAGAAUUGAACAAAAGUACAUGAUAUGUUAUCAUGAUGGAGCGUGAGAUUUCCAGAUGGAUUGGUGCCAUGUCAGUGUUACUAUGAACCAUUGCUCAUAUGCAAAAGAGUCAGUUAAGGCGGUUUAUGUGUUUGAUAAGGAUGCCUCCCUUCAGAGCUGUACCAGGCACUUCCAACCUAGAGGAGAGCCUUGGGUAGACCCCAGAGCUUGCUGGAGCGAUUUUAUAUCCUAUCUGGCCUGGGAAAGCCUUGGGAUCCUGCAGGAGCUAUAAAAUGUUGCUGCAGCAAGGGAGAUCUGAGUAGACUUGCAAAGACUGCUUCCAUCACAAACUAAUCCUUGAUAGGGGGAAGAAAGCUGAUGGAUGGAUCAAGAUAACUAGAGAUAACAGUUGCCAAAAGAAAGGAAAGAGGCAAAAAGAAAACUGUUGUUUGUUUGGCUGUCUUUUGUUUUCAGUGAAAUCAUUUCAGAGAGCAGCAUUUAGAUUAAAAAAAAAAUUCUCUGGGCAUCAUUUUGAGCAAUUAAUGCAGGUAACGUGUAGGUCAGGUAAUGGCUCAAUCUGACUCAGUGCAGCGCACAUCAGCAGCUAUUUGAAACUCUGGCCUGCAGGAAGCGGUGAAUGUGCUGAGCGUGUUAUCAGUGUGUCCAGCACACAGGAGAGCUAAUUUUCUUUGAUUAGGCAGGAGCCAGAAUAACAUGUUUCAUUAGGCGAGAAGAGGAGAGAGACAGAGAGAGACAGACUCAGCAAUAAAGAAGAGAGUGAAGGUCUCCGUCUCUUUCCAGUCAUAGGUCUGCACGUCUUCAUUGUGCUUAUGCAGAUGUAUGUGCACUCACAUUCAAGCACGGACACAAAUUAAACACUUGACGCUGCUGUCAUUCGCAGGCCUGUUCUUGUGAAGAAGCCCUGAUGUUCUGUCAGGAGAGCAGAAGCAGCCAUAUUAGAUGUUACCACUUUUUGUGCGCAUAGGAGUGUGAGACAGAUGGUGAUGCCUCAUAUUGAUAGACAGAAGACUGAGUGUGUAUGUGAGAGAGAAAGAGAGAGGGAAAGGCAGGCUGACUUUUGCUGACUGAGCUGAGCCCAUUAUUCAGCCUGUGUGUUGUACAAACACACUUUCAAAGAAGAGAUAAAAGCAUUAAAUCAGUGGACAUGUUCUGCUCCUUUCUAUAUAUUCACAUUCCAUGCAGAUUGCAGACUAUCAGAUUUAGUAGGUUUGUUCUUCAGACAGAUGCUAUCAAGUCCAGGAAGGGAUAAGUGCAUUAUGUUGUGUGCAUUUGAAGCGUUUUUUUAUGCCAAAAGUCAUCUGGGUGGGAUGGCUUAGGGUGCUUAAAAGGGUAUCAUGCUUAUUUUACAUGUAUGACAAAAAAUGCAAAGUUACAAUACUUGGUGUCCAUACUAAACAUAUUUGUCAUAACCCAAAAAGACACAUGUAAACUGCUCAAAUCUUGGACAAAUGAGACUGUAGUUUAUGUGUGAGAUUUACUUUCAGUCUGAUGUAAGAAUUAUAGACUCUCCUUACUAGUUCAUCUGUGCAUUAAGCAAAGCUGAACAGCCUGCCUCCAACAGCGUGUGAGGUGACACCCAUAGCAACCACACACAUAACGUACACCAGUGGCGGCUGCUCAUCUUUCAAGAAGGGGAAGCAAAUUUUUUUUCCUGACCUACAUCAUAAAUGUGUUUGUUUAUUUAUAUGUAUAUUCUACCCUCUGUUCCUUUUCAAGAAAAAUGAUCCGUGACCCUGUCCUACCAACUAGACAACUGCCAAACCCAACGCUAGUUGUAUUUAACAAAGACAAAGUCGGUGGGGAUCGGUAAAGUCUCUGGAUCAGUUUAGAACAGUGGAAUGAAAAAUGCUCCAGUGGAUGUUUGUACUUUUAGAUCCCUGAUUUACUCAUUUCGCUGUCAAUCAAAAAAGGAUUCCAUCUCAAACAGAUCAUCCAGUCAUCAUGCAGAAGCCGAGCAUCUGGGCCAGCCCACUGCCCCAUAGACCCCCAGAGAUGGUGAGUGUCGGAUGGGCGGGAUAAAGCCCAGCAUUUAUCAGACGACUGUCAAGUUUCGCGCAGUCGAACAACCCACUCUACGCUUCCCCAUUGAAGUCAGUAAUGAGAAGGAAAUCGAACUUUGCCCUUGGUCAGCUUCUGGAAAGGUAGCCAAUCAGAGGAAAGUGGGCUUGUGGAGGGGGAGGGGCCUUAAAGAGACAACAGCUAAAACUAAGUGUUUUAGACAUAGGUUGAAAUAAUGAUAUAUUAGUACACCACUGUGAGAAAUUUGAGAGUUUUUUAUCUGAAAAAUCAUGUAAAGCUUAAGGAACAUAAGGAGACAGUCUCACACUUUGGCUUGACGAACACUGAGAUCCGGAUGCACACGAUGCAUUUGAGCAGUUUUUUUAAUGAAAGUAAACUGACGUUUCAACACUGCAGGUAUCUCUCUUCAGUACUAUUAAAGAGGAAUCAGUAAGGAUAGAGUCUGUAAGAAAUGCAUAAUAACACCCCUUUAAAAUAAAAACUGGACGAUUCAACUGUGACUUUUACAAAAUGAAACGUACAGAUGGCAUAAACACCACUUUUGACGCUCAAGAUUCAAAGCAGUUUUUCAUGCAUUUCUAUGACUUGAAAAUGUCAUCAGGUAUGAGUCAUGCAUAUGUGGCUGUCUUUGCUGCGAUGUUGUGGCGUUUUUCUUAAGCUUUGUACUUUUAAUUGAAAGCAGAUGGAGAGGAAAUGGACAGAAAUAAAUCAAAGAAAACAAAAUUCAGAGGAGAGGGAAAAGGGUAAAGGUCAAGGGAAUGUGCCUAAAGGAAUGAAUACACUGCGGAUGUUGCCUCAAAGAAGUGGGAGUAAAGUGAAUAAAUGGAAAAGAGAUAAAAGAUGAAGCAGUACAUUUUUUGAGUUUUUUUCCAGGAAACAUUGUUUUGUAGUGUUGGUGUUUUUUCAGGGGAUUAACACUCAAGUGUGUUUGGCUGCAUGUGCCUGUACAACUGUGUCAAUAAAGUAAGGGGGUGUGCAUGUGUGUGAUGUGAUGUGCUUCCUGGGGAUGUGGUACACAUGGCUGCCUUUAAUCCUCAGGAUUCAGACGCAGCAGGUAACCAGUUAAAAAGUGUUGUGUCUAAGCAGGGGGUGAGGCACAGAUAACAGAGAGAGCUGAUAACGGUGACUUUACAGGAUAUGAUCCAGUGAAGCUGCUAAUGGCUGAGAGAUAGACAGGCAGGCUGUGGGCUGCAGAAUACUUUAUACUCUGGUAUACUUUAGACUGUGUCUUGUACACUGAAGAGUUUUCCCUCAGCUCGCAAAUGUACAGAAGAGGAAAUGGUGCAUAAUAACACUUAGCUGAUUGAGUAACGUAUGAGUAAAGUAGUAGUUGAGUAAGACAGUGUGAGCCAAGUAGCUGGAAGACUUUCACUGGGAACAACAGUGGAGACUAGUCUAGUUAAGUGCACAGUCUUCUCAAGAGAGCUGGGUCUUUAGCUGACUUUUGAAAGUAGGAAGGGACUCUGUGGACUGAAUGUGUUGGGUAAAUAAUUCCACCAUUUAGGGACAACAGAGGAAAAGAGUCGGGCUUGUGACUUAGGGGCCUGAUGUGCUGGAAGAACCAGGUGCCUUUCUUUGGCCGGGUGUAGUGGGUGGGAAAGGGUGCAGACCUGAAUGACAGUUCCAGUUAAUCAGAAGCAGUUUUAGUUACUGCAACGAUUAGAGUUUUGAUUUUGUCUCAGCUGCAACUGGAAGCCAGUGUGUAGAGAUGAACAGAGGAGUGACAUGAGCUGUCUUGGGCUGGUUGAAGACCAGAAGUGCUGCUGCAUUCUGGAUCAUUUGCAGAGGUUUAACUGUGCAUGCAGGGAUCCAGGUGCAUCCAGGAGCUGUGUUGCAUGUCCUGUCAGGUAGGGUCUGAUCCUUUUGAUGUUAUAGAGAGCAAAUUGACAGGACGGAGCAAUCAAGGCCACAUGAACCUUGAAGGUUAGCUUGUCAUCAAUCAUGACACCCAGAUUUCUGUUUGAUCCAAACUUGAUAUUGAUCUGCGGGCCCACUGUGGGAGUGGCUGGAAUUACAAUAAGCUCAGUCUUGGACAGGUUGAGUUGAAGGUGAUGUUCCUUCACCCAUUUAGAAAUAUCAGUAAGGCAGGAUGAGAGUCAAGCUGAGACACUUGUGUUUUCUGGUGGAGAGGAUGGGAAAAGCUGUGUGUCAUAGCUUAAGCAGUGAUAGGAAAAGCAGCGGGGGUGGAUGAUUGCACCAAGUGGGGUGCUGUGUAUUGAGAAAAGGAGGGGACCAAGCACUGACCCUUGAGGCACCCCUGUUGAUAAGCCAUGAAUAUCGGACACUUCUCCCCGCCAUGAUACUCUAAACGAUCUCUCUGUGAGGUAUAAUAUGAACCAGACAUGCCAACCCAGUGUUGUAGGCGUUCCAUUCAAAUAAAAUAAAGAUAUUCAUGCGUCAGCAGCAAUCAGCAAAUCAUUUAACACUUGAAGUUUGGUUGUCGUUCUGUGUUUCGUCCUAAAACCAGACUGGAACUUCUCAAAGGGCUCAUCGUUAUUUGAAAAAGAAACAACUUGUUCAGCCACGAACUUUUCAAGAAAAAAGCUGUUGACCAGCAACAAAAUUACAGAAAAGUCAACUCCCUCAAGUUCCACCACACUGAAUAACAACAUGUUUGCACUCAAAAUAAAGACUUAAGUAGACAAUUUAGAUGAGAUACUCUAAAAUCUUAAUUGAUGCUUAUUUGUAACACAGAGUUUAAAAUAUCUAUGUGUAACACAGCCAGCAUGAGAGUUGCGUAAAUCUGUGUUUGACUUUUUUUCUGGUCUUAAAAGAGGAAAGGGAAUCUGUAUGCCAGGCUUCAGGAUUCCCACUAGGUGAACUUUAUGGACUCGUCCUCUGUGCCUGUGAUCACUGAUAUAAAACCUACCCUCUGAGCUUUGAGUUCACCAUAUGUCAACCCCUAAAUGUUCCCGGUGUCUGAUUUUUACUCCAUCUUUUCAUGGACUGAGAUGAACCAGACCUCACAGUGCAAGUCAGGUUUGCCAGAUUUGGCAUUUUCUCCACUGAGUUCGGCCCCUUUUUGGUUAUGAAGUUGGACAAAUAUUGUUUUUUAUCUUGCGGGGCACGAAGUUCACUUGGUCUGGCAGGAAAUGAAAUGACGAUGUGAUCUAGACUAUGAUAAAAAAGCAACAACAACAACAUAACAACUAUGAAAAAAGCAGUGCUACGAGGGCUGGAACAUUAUUUGCAAUACAUUUAAAGAUGGAAAAUUGUUCUUUUUACAUUCCAUACAAUUUUUCACUUUUGGCACACUAUAGUUUCACCGCUGCAGCUGCCAUUUACCUGAUUCAAGCUGCUGCCAUGAUUUAAACUCGGGCCACUGUGCUUUUAAUAAAACAUUUCUCUUUAAAAUGUCCAAGACAGCCGAAAUGAAAAGUCAAAAGUGUUGAACACUGUGUUGAACAAAAGUAAAAUAUCUCCAAAGUACUCUACGUUUGAGCCACAACCUGCAGGCAUAAUAAAUGUUCACCUAUUAGGACUGAGUGUAGCUAUAUCACAAAAGCUGACAGAUCACAGUUUUGGGGUGUUGGAAUUACCCCCGACCUGUGGAUGAACCACUCCGAAGCUGGUUUAGACCAUAUGCGUGUAGCAGUUCAAAAUUUCUUUAAAUGAAUGAAUGAAUGUAAAAGUCAAGGGUACAAGAAUAUUUCCUUUUACUUAUGUUUACACAGGUGACACAUUUACCAGGAAAGUUGGGGGAAAUUGUUUUUCUCACAGCACUCCUGGCUUGAGGCUGUUAAGAUCAAUAAAGAAAGUGAGACAGUAUUGAUCAUGUUGUAGAGUAGAUUGGCUACAACCUUAGACAUAUCUUCUGCUCCUUCGUUUUCUCGUUCCAGAUGAGGACCACACACUGCGAAUCCUGCUCUACUCACUCAUCUUCUUCCUGAGUGUGGUUGGGAACCUGCUGAUCAUUGUGGUGCUGACGGUCAAUAAGCGCAUGCGUACCGUGACCAACUCCUUCCUGCUGUCGCUGGCUGUCAGUGACCUGAUGAUGGCCAUCUUCUGCAUGCCCUUCACCCUCAUCCCCAGCAUCCUUAAGGACUUCAUCUUUGGAGCCACCAUGUGUAAAAUUGUCUCCUACCUCAUGGGUGAGAGAAGGGGAGAUGGGUGAGGGAAGGAUGAGAGAGAGAAAGAGAGAAAUUUUGAUUUUUAUGGAGAUGUGAAUUUCCUCUACUUGAGGAUGCUCAUUUGGACUAAAUAAAAAAAAGAAGUGAAUGGUGAGAGACAGACAGAUUUUAAAUGACACAAAAUUAAACAGAAGAGUAACUAGUUUAUGUAAGCAAAGUUUAAUCUCAUAGUGUCGUGAGAAACACUGAGAAAGAGAUAAAAAGGGGGUUGCAGCUAUACUGCUGAAGUUAUAUGAUGAUGACAUGUAUUGUAAAAAAGCACUUAGAGUGAGCAGAUGACUAAAGAAAACACUAUAUGAACAUGUUGACAUAGUCCAUUUACCACGUCUGUCAAGAGGCUACAGACAAAAGCUAGUGGUACUAGCAUAACAGAAGACGGUGAUCAAGGAGAACAGUUGCUUAGCAAUGUGAAAGGUUAAAAAUAACGACUCAAUACUUACUGCAAAGAAUUUCACAUGUAGAGUUGGCCGAAAAGUCUACAUUGUGAAGGAGUUUUUAUGUAGGUCAGAUAUCUAGCUGUUCCUGCCUCAUUUCCAGUCUUUACAUGAAGCUAACUCAGCUUCUGGCUUUAGCUUUGGCUUUCCAGCAUCAGCAAAGGGAGAUAGUUUGAGGAAGCCAUGAACAUAAAUCUGAUUCUGUGCCGGUCAGGUUGAGUACAAGUUUGCUACUUGAGCAAUUAAUCAUGAGUUUAAUUAUUUUAGAAUAUAAGAAUUCACAAAAGAUCAGAGACAUUAUGGUAAAAAAUAAAAAAAUAAAAAAGUGCUCUAGCAAUGCCAGCAUCAUGCUCAACGUCACCUUUAAAAAUAUUGUUUGAAGCGCACAAGGUUAGAAAACUGAGGGAGCUUCAAGAGACGAAAAACCUCAUUGAGUCUUCAAAGGCUCAAUAAAAAGGCAGACAAACAAACUUCGAUCUCCGGGAGUAAUUCAGGUAAUGGGAUAUUUUCAUGCCCUCUUGAGCACAGAAAUGAAAUCCUUCAGAGGAGGACUGAAAGCAAAUAUAAAAAUGGAGAGUGCAUGAGUUCAUGCUCAAAGAUGGACCAGGCAAAAAAAACAGAGAAGGAAAUAAAAAAUGAGAAUCAGUAAAGAUUGAAAUUGAGAUUUAAAAAGAUUAUGAUAAAAAUUAGGUACAAACAUGAUUAGCAACAGCAGGAAUGCUAAACCGGCCUUGGUAGAAGAGCAAUUUUCGAAUUGCAUACAGAAGGUGGAUUAUGUGGAGCACAUGGCCUUUAGAGGAAGGAGAGGCUUCAUCUGAAUGCACUGAGGAACAGAGGACAGACCCAGGGGAGACACUGAUGGCUGAUUGUACUCUGCUUCAGUUGAAUCUUCUCUAAAGCUGCUCUCCAAGGUACAGACAACAUGCUGUAUCCCUGGGUUCUUUCUGUCUGUGUCUGUCUCUUUCUCUCUGACACACACAUAUACACAAACUCACAGGUUGUGUUAUUGCUGAGGACACAAGAGAAGUAAAGAGUAAUUUCCCGUCUUGCCCUGCCAGGAAGGAGAAAACAGAUCACAUCAGUGGUCUGGACCAACAUGAUUUCUUCUACCAGGACUGAGCCUCAGAUAAGAAUCCCCACCGCCCAUAUUUUCAAUAUGUUCAUUUACAAGUUCAUCUGCACAGACCUGCACAUAUUGUUCUCUGUUACAAUUGCAGAUAUUACAAACACACCUCCAAACAUGUUGGUCCGAUUUAAUACAGCUCCAAAAUCUAUUCAGAGCGCAGAGCUGUAAUAACUUCUCAUUCAUUAAAAGAAGAGAUAUCCGCACACCGGCAGCAACAUAGAUGUUUACUUACUUUCUGAAUCACCUGUUUUGUUUUCCAACAGGAAUAUCAGUGAGCAUCUCCACGUUUAGCUUGGUUGCCAUAGCAAUAGAGCGCUACAGUGCCAUCUGCAACCCCCUGAAGUCCCGGGUGUGGCAAACGCGUUCUCAUGCCUACAAAGUGAUCGCUUUAACAUGGGUGCUGGCCUUCAUCAUCAUGAUCCCAUAUCCCAUCAUCAGUCACCUGGAGUCUUAUCAGCGUCCUGACAACACCACAGCUCACCAGUGUCGUCACAAGUGGCCCGUCGCAAAGGCAGAGCAGACCUGGUGAGUGACUUGAUUUGUCUUUGCCGCUUCUUUUAAAAAACAGCUGACUUAGUUUUGCUGAUUCACUUCCUGUUAACGUAGACAAUAUUUUGAAAUGACUUCUUUGCCCUUUUCCUGGACCCAAAAGAUAAUUAAUGGCGGUAUAAAGUGUGUUGUAGUAAUCCCAGGAUGAGACUGCAGGUUGCUCUCAACAGCAGGUUCAAAAAGUCACACUAGGACCCAGAGAGAUACACACAAGAUUGGCUCAAACUGUGACAUGAAACUCCUUAUUAGUGCAAAUUUGUAAUAAAAAAAGGAACAUGACUUUGUUGCAUUGCAACAGUGGAAGAGGGUUCUGGGGUGCUUUGAAGUGCCUUUAAAAGGCAGUUGAUUUCAAACAGAGACCAAAAUAAGAGUUUUUAAAGAAAACAAUCUGAGAUAUAGAAUUUUUGAGCUGUAAAUCUUGUAAAUGUACCAAUAAAGCUAUCAGGAGGACAAUGUAAAGCCUGAAAAUGAGCAUUACUCUCCCUCUUUUAGGAUCAGCAAAUAUUUACAUGCAACCCAGCAUGGUCUCAUUAGUUUUGUUAUUUUGAAGUACAUACAUCCUAUCAAUAGAUUAAAAAAUCACCAAAUCAAAAGAAGGAAAAAGACCAAUCAGUGAGCACCUCCAAACGACAUUCCUACACGCACAAUCCCCUCAGUAUGAGUUAAAAUAAAUGUUUCUUCUAAUAAUCCUCGAAAUCAGCAAUUUAGUUUAAGCUGAUUCAAUCAGAUUCUGGCCUGUGGGUAGAUUCUCUUUGUUUGAAUGACAUAAAAACCCUUGUGUAGAGUUGGAUAUUUAUCCAUACAGCUACUCUAGCUGUUUUUCUUUUCUCUGAUUGAAAGCUUGCAAUAUUUCCAGAGUUACCAAACACGCAACGGCACAUGAACUGCAGUUAAACACAACGCUUGAGAUCAGACCAUUUAUCUUUCUUACCUUUGCACUGCUUGCUGUCUGUGCAUUGAGCUGUUUUGUAUCAAAAACACUUAAGAUGAACUGAGUCUGACCUGCGUGUGCACAUACUUAAGUGGAGCUACACUGUGGAGUGUCUCAUUUAUUACCAUGUUUGGCUCUGGAGCCUGUUCUUAUAAAGUCUCUUUUGUGGAAACCUUUUGGCAGAUGUAGCGACAGGGAAGAUGUUUUUGCUUGGGGACUGAGGGAGCAGGCUUUGGGGUCAUUUCAGGCAGCACAGUGUAUGUACAGUAUGUGUGUUUUUUCAGUUGAAACUAAUAAUUUAUCAUGAAUGUAUUAUUCCUGUUUGCCUGACUCAAGAUUGUUAGUAAGUGGAAUGUAAAUUGGCUGUAUUCAGUGCCUUCUCUAGUUUUUUUUAACCUAUUAAAGCACUUGUAUGUCACAUUCACCCAUUCACACCACAUUUAUACACUGAUGCAAAAGAGGCUGCAAUCCAUGUAAAGCGCCCACAUUAUAAUUUUGAUUGGUACUGCAAAAUUUAAGCAAGGGCAUUCUGGGGAAAAGUGGAACUGCUUGUGAAAUACAGCUAUGUGACCUGGAAAAACACGGAUAUUUGAGAUAUUUGAGGUUUAUGGAGAUAUUUUCAAAACAAAUGAGCAUUUUUGCUGCAUGAUAUUACGUUUUAUUCAAAUAUCAGCUUAUGCAUAGACUUUCAGCUCCUAUGUGCAGGUAAAUGUUGCACAUGAAUACCUGCAUGCACGCAUGAAUGUUCAUUUAUUCACCUCUCACAUGUGUCCUUUUAGGUACAUUCUGCUCCUGCUUGUGCUAUUUGCAAUCCCCGGGGUGGUGAUGAUUGUAGCCUACGGACUCAUAUCCAGGGAGCUCUACAGAGGCAUACGGUUUGAGAUGGGCCACAAAAAAGACUCAACUGGUAAGCACCAAAUACAGAAAACUGGAGGUGGAAAUAUCAUGCAGUACAAGCUAAAUUAGAUUGGACUUUCGGGGAUUUCAAACUUUUUCACACAACUUGAAAGGGUAUCAACCAUCACUUAUAUCCACAUGCUGGUGGUCAUGACAAUUAAGAGUGAAAAAGGUCAGUCAGAUCCAAAGUAGUGAACAUAUAAAAGAGAAUCCUCUGAUUAAAUGAACGUUUUAAUUCCUCUGAACCUCUUCUCAAUGAAACCAGCCUUUUAAUAAAAGAGUUUCCAUAAAUUUUUGAUGUUAAAACUUUGUGUUUUACCUCACAGAUUCAUUGACAUUGUCGUACGAGUAUAAGCUUGAAGUAUUGUGAUAAUCCCACGUCUUUGACAUUUGUGAUUUGUUAUUCCAAUAAAUGAGAAGUGAUAUAAAUAUAACAAAAGUCGCAAAAGAAGCAUAAAUUAAUUUAGACUUUAAUAAUGUUUUAAUGAAAAUACAGUUUAAUUGUUAGUCAAAUCAUAUCUCUCCCAAUAAAAGCCAUUUCAUUCAGCACCUACCAGGCAGGCUUAAUCGUUUUUCUGAUGAUUUAUGCAAAUGGAGAGGAAUUUUAUUAAAAAGAAAAACAUUUUCAUUAACGCUACAAUCAUUGUAAUGUGCGCAGGCUAAGUGAAACAUAACCUUUUGUGACCAGAUGAUAGUCUGUCUAAGCUGACAGCAGCAUACAGUGUGUUUGAGUGUGUUUGCUCCAUUAGAGGAUGGGAUUGGCCGGCAGCUGCAGGCCCGGACAUCACCAUCUGUUUGGUUUCAGAAAGAAAAAGGUUGCCUAAAUCAUAAAAAAGAGAGCCCGGAGACAAAGAGCUUGGAGUAGGAAAAAAAGGAAAUGAAGAAUGGAGAAGAAUAAAUAACUUCUAUUAUAACCUCUGGGAAAAUGUGUUUUCUUUCCAGGUUUUGCAAAUUGCCUACAUUCACUUCCUCUACAGUACAGGAUCCUGUGUGUAUUUUAUCUUGGAGCUCUUAUUAAGGUUGUUAGAAUACUAUGAAGAAGGGAGACAGACCAUUAAUUUUCUCAAUAAAUAAAAAAUGUCCCCUGACAUGAUUGAUGUGGUUUAGCAAGAAUUACAAGUUACUUUUCCUUCAAAGUGAGCUGCUUUUUUUAUCAAGGGCUAUGAUUGAUUCCAAACAAACCUGAACAUACACACACAUAUCUUUGAAACUAUUGUAUUAUUUUAAAAAGAUUUAGAGGCUGUAGGGUGAUUUCCCUGGCCAUAUAUUUUUUCAAUACAGUGGCAAAGGUAUUGUUAUUAUUAUAAUUAAUAAGUUAUAGCAUUACUUAUGUACUUUGCUUGACAGGAACAAAAAAGUAGUGUUAAUUAUGCGCGGUACAACCAAAACAAAGGCAUAAAAAUAUUGUGUUAUUUUUAAAGGAGCUUUAUCCUGAGUCAAGUAUUAGCAUUGAUGGCAGUUUUCUUUGACUUUAUAAUGGAUUAGCACCAUGCCUCUGUGUUCCUCCUAUAGUGAGACAUGAACUUGUUUGAUCCUGUCCAAGGGUUCAGACACAUUGUGCUGCAUUGCACCUGGCUGGUGGAGUCACAGGGUUGGUGCAUUUGACUAACUAAGUGUCAAAGAUCCCUCCACAGUCCACAACAGAACAGCCUUGGGUUUGAAGCAGACACUUACGGUUACAGACACACCAACAUGUGUCGGUGUUUGCUACGUUUUCUCUUCCUGUCCCUCUACGGCUCUGCUGAUUUGGUUGAGAACACUUCAUGAGCUGUAUUUUCAACAGAGCUGUCACUGAAUUGUAUAAUGACAACAGAUGACAAGGAAAAAAAAACUGCACUUUGAACUAUUAUAACUAUUGUAAUGUAAUUAUUGAUUUUAUAUGUCAUCCAUCUGUUCAUAUGUGUGAGAUGGGUUUUAAGACUUUUACUGCAACCAGUCAGUAGGGGGAGCUCUAAGACUUAUAGCUCCACAGUCUGUGAACACUUAUAGAGGCCGUUUUGCUACACAGUCUGUUAUUUUGUGUAACUACAUCCUCCGGUGGGAAAAACUUCUGGGUUGUGCUGAUUUGGCCACUCCUGAGAUAAAGUGGUGUCUACUGACCUUGUCCUACAUGCAACAAAACAAAACAAAACAAAAUAACAAUCAAAAAACCCACAUCCUGCUUCUAUUUAAGCAUCAAACAAACCACCAAUGGAGAAAUGUUUGCUGUAGAAAAAUGAGAACAGAGUUGUUUUGGAGGAGCGCUCACUUUGUUUGACACAUCACAGCAAUUUUGAUGUAAAAACUAUUGGCUCUGUGGUUCGCUCUUACCCCACAUGUAGAGGCCAGAGUCAAAAAGGUGCAGUCCUGAUCUAAGUCCACUUCAUGCCUCUAAUUUGCAUGUCACUUUCUGUUCGUAGCUACCUUUUCUUACCACUGCUCUCUCUUUUAAAAGGAGCACAAAAAGUCUCUCAUUGAGAAGUAUGAAGUAUGAGUACGGCCAGUUCUUGGGGUUAAAGUUCAAACUAUAACUCUAAAGUGGGUGCUUUCACAACAUUACUUCACAAAGCUCUUCAUGUGUUUUGUCUUGCUCUCUCAUACAGAUGUAAAGAAUGGCCUGACUACCGCCGUGUCUGCUGGCAGUGAUGAUGGGGACGGUUGCUAUGUUAAUGUCGUCCAGCGGCCGCACUCUAUAGAGAUGUCCAGCAUGGCAUCAUCAGCCAGGGCGGCUAAGACCGACAGACCACGCAGCAACACAUCCGAGGCCAAGCUGGAGGCCAAGAAGCGCGUCAUCCGCAUGCUGGUGGUCAUUGUAGUUCUCUUCUUCUUCUGCUGGAUGCCAUUGUACUGUGCCAACACCUGGCGAGCUUUCGAUGACCUCUCCGCCAAACGCGCCCUCUCAGGGGCACCCAUCGCUUUCAUCCAUUUGAUAUGCUACACAUCUGCCUGUGUCAACCCCAUCAUAUACUGCUUCAUGAACACACGGUUCCGCAAAGCUCUUCUCACCACUUUCUCAUGCUGUGCUGUGCCCUGCCACCGACGACAACGGCGCCAUGGGUUACGGGACAAUGAGGAGGACGUCAUGGCAACGGGAGCAUCCAUAUCUAAGUUCAGUUACACUACAGUCAGCACUAUGGGAACCUGCUGAGGCAGAUAGAUGCAGGCAGAAUACAGGAGAGACAGUUACUACGGCAACACCGCUCCUCACAUCCUUUGUCUUUAGG